UUGGCAUGAACCAGGCCCAGUAUGCCCAGCAGCUCCUGGCUCAGUGCUCCAGCUGGGUCAGGGGCAGGUGGUGGGGAGGGGGCGGGCCUGCCCCAGACCCUGGCCUCAGCCUUGACUUUUUUUCCUGGAAUGCUGCGUGCCUGAGCCAAGGCCUCCAGCUGGGCGGUCUGGGCGCUAUAAGGGGGUGUCCCGGGGGGCCCGGCUGUAGCACACCUCACCUCUCGCCACCAUGGACCCCUGCCUGCCGGUCUGGGUGCUGUGGCUGCUGCUGCUGCUGCCGCUGCCCACUCCCGGGCUGGCACUGAGUCCCGCACCAGCCCCUGCCACGUCGGAGAAGCUGUGCGGCCACCAGUUGCUGCGUGCCCUGGUGCGUGCAUGCGGGGGCCCGAGCUGGUCCCCCGAAAUCGGCAGGGACAUGGCCACCGGCGGAGACCGUGAGAUGGCGCAGUGGCUACAGGGACAACGCCUCAUCCUCGGGCUGCUGGCGGACCAGGAACCGGCGCAGCCCGCGCUCGAGGCCUCCCGCAGCCGCCGCGAGACCAACCCCGCACGACGGUGCUGUCUUUACGGCUGUACCCUGCAGGAUCUGCUGCUGAUGUGUCCCCACUGACGCCUCCUGGGGUGCAGGCUGGGGGCGGGGUGUGGCAGCGCAAAGUGCAGAUCCACCGGUGUUGGUUUCCUCCCGGAUCGGGGAGCUCA
Molecule: messenger RNA, 699 nt
Organism: Ochotona curzoniae (black-lipped pika)
Lineage: Eukaryota; Metazoa; Chordata; Mammalia; Lagomorpha; Ochotonidae
Gene: INSL3
Product: insulin like 3
Exons: 2
Coding region: 230-610 (126 amino acids)
Biological process (GO): adenylate cyclase-inhibiting G protein-coupled receptor signaling pathway
Cellular component (GO): extracellular region
Molecular function (GO): G protein-coupled receptor binding; hormone activity
Source: RefSeq, a predicted model, not a curated record